This is a messenger RNA of Lactuca saligna, 498 nucleotides long. Lineage: Eukaryota; Viridiplantae; Streptophyta; Magnoliopsida; Asterales; Asteraceae. The record is from the annotation of a GenBank genome assembly.
AUGGAAUAUGAAGGACAGUCCAAUGCAAAAAUUGUCUUCAAAGGGGUUACAACAAGAGGUGGUGUUAGAGGUAGUAGAGGUGGUGCAAUGGGUAGUAAAGGUGGUACAAGGGGUAAGAGAGGUGGUGCAGUGGGUAACAAAGGUGGUGCGGUGGGUAACAAAGGUGGUAAAGGUAGUAAGAGAGGUGGUACGAAUAGUGGUAAGACAUCUGGUGGAGUUCAGGAUGGUGGAAUGGCUCAAGUUGAAAGUGGUGGAGUGGUUGAGGAAGAGGAGGAUCCACCUCAGACUGAGACACAAGAUGGGGCUGAAGAAAUUAUCCAUGAGACACAACCAAAAAGUGAAAAAGAAGAAGAAGAAGGCAUUAAUGACACCCAAGAAUUACCGGUACACCUUAGGAUUAUGAAAAGAAGAAGGCCCUCUGAGAGGAUUGUCAAAACCAAGUUGAAUAAGAUGGGAUGUGUUGGGACUUCUACAAAUUCAACAUUGGAGUUAGAUUAG